CUCGUGUCAUACUAGCAUUUUUUUUUGCCUACUGUUCGGAUUUUGUCUUCCAGAGAAUUUUUUUCAUCCUAAAAGUAUGCAGUGGUGACAGUAGUGAAAAGACAAAUCACCAAACAAGAGUAGUAGUGGCUCCAAGGUUUUUUUACAAUCGGUUUUUGUGUUCUUUUUUAGUUCAAAUUCAAAGUGUGUGCUGUUUGCUGCUGCUGCUGCUGGUGGUGGCCAGAAAAGAAAAGAGGAAUAGAAAAAAGAAAAACACCACAAGAAAAUCCCAAUCGAGCCAGCAGUGAUUAAGUAACAGACACACCAAUAUCCGAAAAGCAAUAAAUCAAAAGAUUUUCAGAAUUUCUUAGUGCAAAUAGUCGUCAGGUCUACGCUUUUUUUCAAGUCAUCACCGUUCCUUUUUUUUCUGCCAACCAUUGACGCCGCCCUCCUUUCAAGCAACCACCACCACCACCAUCACUGGCUACUGUUCGCGUUUUCCAGCCUUAAGAAAAAAAAAACGCCAGCAAGAAAAGUGUAUUAAAAAUUUGCAAUGAAUUUCAAGGAAAAGUUAUGAAAAACAUUUGUGGAAGUGAAAAACAAGAAUUGGUGAAUCUCGGUCCGGGUGCAAAGUGAAUUUAGGCUAGCCAAUACCAUAUAAUAAUAAUAAAAACGAGAGCCAGUGGCCGUAAUUUUUUGCUACUCCAACAAGAAAGUACAACUGCAAGCAAACCAACCAUGGCUUCGGGUGGUUAUGGCAUAAGCUCCAUAGAUCCGGAGGUGUCCUCAACAUCCAAUACAAAGUUCACCUCCGACAAUAUCAGUCAAAGCCGUGAAGAUGCCCAAGACUCAUCCAUUUCGGAGGCCCAGGGUAAACAACGUACCAAAAGUGAUAAAGAGCGUAAAAUUGGCCAUAGGCGGGUGGGAGAAGGUGGUGAGAUCACCUAUAAAAAGAUACAGACAUCGCAGAUUAUGGGUUCCAUACAACUGGGUAUACAGCAUACGGUCGGUAGUCUAGCAUCCAAACCAAAACGUGAUCUACUUAUGAUGGACUUUUGGGAAAUCGAAAGCAUUGUCUUUCCGCCCGAGGGUUCCAGCCUUACGCCUGCCCACCACUAUAGCGAAUUCAGAUAUAAAAUCUAUGCCCCAAUUGCAUUUCGUUAUUUUCGCGACUUGUUCGGCAUACAGCCCGAUGAUUUUAUGAUGUCGAUGUGUUCGUCGCCGCUAAGGGAGCUGUCGAAUCCCGGGGCUUCGGGUUCCAUAUUCUAUUUGACGCACGACGAUGAGUUCAUCAUUAAGACGGUGCAGCACAAGGAGGGGGAGUUUUUGCAAAAACUGUUACCAGGUUACUACAUGAAUUUAAAUCAAAAUCCCCGCACCCUCUUGCCGAAGUUCUUCGGCCUGUACUGCCUGCAGACGAACAAUGCCAAAAACAUUCGCCUCGUGGUGAUGAACAAUCUGCUGCCUUCCUAUGUGAAAAUGCAUCUGAAAUACGAUCUGAAGGGUUCGACGUUUAAGCGCAAGGCCAACAAGGCGGAACGUGCCAAGAAAUCGCCAACAUUUAAGGAUCUCGAUUUUAUGGAACAACAUCCGAAUGGCAUCUUUCUGGAGGCCGAAACCUAUUCGGCCUUGAUCAAGACAAUACAAAGGGAUUGCACGGUGCUGGAGUCAUUUAAAAUUAUGGACUAUUCCCUGCUGCUGGGGGUGCACAACUUGGAUUUGGCCUCCAAAGAGAAACAGAAGUCACGUAAACAGCCCAAAACCUCACAAUCGGAGGAAUCGGACGAGGAGAAUGCUCGGGGCACGGAGACCACAUCGGAUAAUCAAGAUGAAGAAACGCAAAGCAAUAUACAACGCAAUAGUGCGGCAUAUCGCUCGAAUCGCCAACGUUUGGUAGCCCACUCAACAGCCAUGGAGAGUAUACAGGCGGAAAGUGAACCCAUUGAUGAUGAAGAAGAUAUGCCACCUGGAGGCAUACCGGCCCGCAGUGAAAAGGGCGAACGCCUGCUGCUCUUCAUUGGCAUCAUUGAUAUUUUACAAUCCUAUCGCCUCAAAAAGAAACUGGAACAUACCUUCAAAAGUAUCAUUCAUGAUGGUGAUACUGUUUCAGUGUGUCGUCCCUCAUUUUAUGCUCAAAGAUUUCAAAAUUUCAUGGCCAAAACUGUAUUUCGUAAAAUACCGUCUCUGGAUCUCCCCGAGAUCAAAGGAAAUCAUAGAAAAUUUCGUACUUUGGUAUCCAGUUAUAUAGCUCUCAAACACUCACCAUCGAAGCGAAAAAGUCUAUCGAAAGCAAUACAACGUUCCAUAGACAGUGAAAAUGAGGCAAGAGAUCAUGGUCAUGCACCACAUCAUCCACCGACAUCGACAGUACAACAACAUAAAAAAUCUCACAUUCCGGGUGGCAAAAUGGCGCCCGCAUCGGGCGCCAGUACCUCGGGUUCAGUUUUAAAGUCAAUGGCAGCCCCACCGGUUAAGCAACGGAAUCCAUCGGGAAUGCAGCAAACGGCGGGCAGCGGAGGUGUUACACCAUCAGCCAGUGCUGGGGCAAUGUUAAAGGCCAAAGUUCCACCUCCAGUACCGCCAAGGGGCUCACCACGUCGGCGUGGGGACAGCGAUUCCUAUCAACAACAGCUUGAGGGCGGAGGAGGAGGCGGUAGUACCAGCGGUGGCGGCGGCGGAGGAGGAGGGUCUUCCAGGGCCCUAUCCACCACUCCAGGCACAACACCAUCAUGCAGUUCAACACCACCCCCUGCCUUCGAUGAUAUAUCCGAGGAUAAUAGUUAUAACAAGCAUAGUUCCUCAACGACUUCGAGGCGUUCGCAUCAGCAUCACCAACAGCAUCAAUCGCAUCAUCACCACUCCUCCCAACAGUCGUCGCAGUCCCAGUCUCAGGCGUCGUCUCAUCACCAACACCACCACCACCACCAUCACCACCACCCACACCAACAGCAACAGGCCUCGUCAGCGCAUUACCAUCAAAGCGACGGGCUGUCCUCCGCCUCGUAUCACGAUCGUAAAAUGAAUGUGGGUCCAGCCUAUCGAAGUUCAUCGUCAUCGCAAAAAGAUGAUAUGGUCAGUGUUUCCGAAAUACAUUUAGACACCUAUUUAGCCGUAGAUACAUCAUCCAGUAGUCACUAUGGUUCGAGGGGCGGUCUAGCCUGGACACCACCAGCAUCUGGUGAAGGUUCAACACCCACCUGGACCGAAGGUACGCCCAGUUUUACCGAUUCCAGUUCAAGUGGUGACUUUGACAAUAAUUCUCUACUUUCAGAACAUUUUUCGCCAAUUAACUCCUCGAAAAUGGAUCGUUACAAGCCAACGGUUGAGGAUGCCAUUAAUUCGCUGUCGGCGGAAAUGAUCAACGAUCGUCAUUGAAAUUGUAAAAAGAAGGAAGAAGACCAGGCCAGGUGGUGUUAGUGAUGACUGCAAGAAGGAUGGUGAAUCGAGGAGUUCCAGAAGGCAAAAAAAAAUCGCCUCAAAUGGAAACGGAAGGAGGAGUUAUUUGUUGUUGUUAUUUUAGACAAGUUACAUAAUGAUGUAUCCAUAUAGCAAGCUUUGUUCUGAAAUAAUGUGUGUGUUUUUUUUGAACUACUCUCUCUCGCUCUCUCUCUCACACUGUCUCUCAAAGUUGAUGUUGUGUUCUUUAUAAAGAAAAUCUCAUGAAAAUUAUUUAUCAAGACAUUUCAUUGGCCCAUAUUUCACAAUAGAAUGGAGAUAAAGGUUUUUUAAAUAUUAGAAUUUUGAAAAACUUAAAUAAUUCUCCGACAUGAUAUGGUAAUGGCCCUUGGGUCCAGUUUUUUUUCUUUUGAAAAAAAACUCCACAGAACCUUGGGUCCAAGUUUUUUCUAUAGAAAAAAAAUUCCCCAUACUCUUGGAGUCCAGGUUUUUUUUGAAAAAAAAACUCCACAGAACCUUGGGUCCAAGUUUUUUCUAUAGAAAAAAUCUCGCCAGACCCCCCGGGUGUCCAAGGUUUUUUCUCUAUAGAAAAAAAUUCGCCAGACCCCUGGGGGUCCAUGGUUUUUUCUCUAUAGAAAAAAAUUCGCCAGACCCCUGGGAGUCCAAGGUUUUUUCUCUAUAGAAAAAAUUCGCCAGACCCUAUGGGUCCAAGGUUUUUUCUAUAGAAAAAAACUCGCCAGACCCCCUGGGGUCCAAGGUUUUUUCUAUAGAAAAAAACUCGCCAGACCCUAAUGGGUCCAAGGUUCUUUCUAUAGAAAAAAACUCGCCAGACCCUAUGGGUCCAAGGUUUUUUUCUAUAGAAAAAAAUUCGCCAGACCCUUGGGUCCAAGGUUUUUUUCUAUAGAAAAAAAUUCGCCAGACCCUUGGGUCCAAGGUUUUUUUCUAUAGAAAAAAAUUCGCCAGACCCUUGGGUCCAAGGUUUUUUUCUAUAGAAAAAAAUUCGCCAGACCCUUAGGUCCAAGGUUUUUUUCUAUAGAAAAAAAAAUUGGCCAGACCCUUGGGUCAAAGUUUUUUUCUAUAGAAAAAAACUCGCCAGACCCUAUGGGUCCAAGGUUUUUUCUAUAGAAAAAAACUCGCCAGACCCUAUGGGUCCAAGGUUUUUUCUAUAGAAAAAAACUCGCCAGACCCUAUGGGUCCAAGGUUUUUUCUAUAGAAAAAAACUCGCCAGACCCUAUGGGUCCAAGGUUUUUUUCUAUAGAAAAAAAUUCGCCAGACCCUUGGGUCCAAGGUUUUUUCUAUAGAAAAAAAUUCGCCAGACCCCUGGGGUCCAAGUUUUUUUCUAUAGAAAAAAUCACCAGACCCUCGGGUUUUCUUAAUUUCUUCAUUUUCAUGAUUUUACCAUGACUUGUUUUCUCCAUUUUUGUUUCAAAACUUUCACAUUUGUGUUAAAUUCUAUUUAGAUACAUAAUUAUAUAUAAUGUCGCUAUAUAAAUAAUAAUUAAUAAAUUAUGUUAAAUUAACAUAAUUACCAAAACAAACAGUUAUACUCAUUCAUAUAUGUAUACAUAAUCACCAUCAUUAUAAUGAAGUUAAAUUUCGAAUUACCAUGUACAGAUAAUAGUUAUAUAUACAUACAUACAUAAUGUGUUUAUUUAUAUUCCUCUGGAUGUUUUUUAUUCAAAAUUGUUUCAAUUUCUUUUUCAAAAUUAUAAAUUUUAUAAUAAAAAAAAAUUAUGCUUUGGCCAUGAAAAUGUAAUCCUCAUGGUGCCAGAAAAUGACCUUAAACUACUUGAGAAUAUUCCAUAAAGCAAAGUUUUUAAAUAUGCUUGAAAAAGUGAGGUUAUAAAGCAAUUUUUCCAAUUCUUUUGAUUUUUCGUUGAAAUAAUAUCCAUCUACCCUUUAUGUGAUUUUGAGGCAAGUUUUAUAAAAAAAAUUUACUUUGUUUUCUAAACUUCUCUCUAUUCGACUCUAUCUCUCUCUUUACCUCCCUCCUAUCUCUCUCUAUAUCUAAGUGUUAAUUUAUAUAAUAAUAUUUUCUUAAAUAAUUGUUAAUAUAAAAAUUCAUUAUCAAUUCAGCUGUCUUUUCCUAUUUGUAUUGAAAAAAUAAAUAAAUCUACCUGAUUAAUAAUCCCCACAAAAUAAAUAACAAUGAAUAUGAUAUAUGAUUUUUUUAAUUAAAAUUGAAAAUAAUAUUUUUGAUGGUCGUUCUUAAUAUUUUUUAUGGCAAAUAAUUAUUAAUUGUAUUUAUAAAUUUAUUAAUAAUAAAAUUAAAUAUUAUGAAUAUGUAAGAUAAAAAAAUAAUAAGACGACAGUAUAGGAACCCUUUUUAUGUUCUGGUAUGGCAUAGUCAUAUGAGUCUGUAAACAAUUGGGCAAAAAUAAAAUUCUAGAUAUUUGAGGGAUAAAUUGGAAAAAAUUAAAGAGAAGUUAGUUCGACCAGGCCAAAUUUUGAAUACACUCCACCUCAUACGGGCCUGCAUAUGCAAUUUUCUGACACAUGCGGUAGUACCCAUUAGGAACUUUAAAUACGAAGUUUGAAACAAUUCGUCAGACAAUUUGGGUCCACAGUUUUUUCUAUAGAAAAAAUUCGCCAGACCAUUGGGGUCCAAGUUUUUUCAAUAGAAAAAAAUUCACCAGACCAUUGGGUCAAAGUUUUUUCUAUAGAAAAAAAUUCACCAGACCCUUGGGUCAAAGUUUUUUCUAUAGAAAAAAAUUCACCAGACCCUUGGGUCAAAGUUUUUUCUAUAGAAAAAAAUUCACCAGACCCUUGGGUCAAAGUUUUUUCUAUAGAAAAAAAUUCACCAGACCCUUGGGUCAAAGUUUUUUCUAUAGAAAAAAAUUCACCAGACCCUUGGGUCAAAGUUUUUUCUAUAGAAAAAAAUUCACCAGACCCUUGGGUCAAAGUUUUUUCUAUAGAAAAAAAUUCACCAGAACCUUGGGUCAAAGUUUUUUCUAUAGAAAAAAAUUCACCAGAGACUUGGGUCAAAGUUUUUUCUAUAGAAAAAAAUUCACCAGACCCUUGGGUCCCUAAUUUUUUUCUAUAGAAAAAAAAACUCGCCAGAAACUUGGGUUCAGUUUUUUUCUACAGAAAAAAAUUCACCAGACCCUUGGGUCAAAGUUUUUUUUCUAUAGAAAAAAAUUCGCCGGACCCUUGGGUCUAAGUUUUUUUUUUUCUAUAGAAAAAAAAUCGCCGGACCCUUGGGUCCACAGUUUUUUUUAAGAAAAAAAUUCGCCAGACGCUUGGGUCCCCAGUUUUUGUCUAUAGAAUAAAAUUCGCCAGACGCUUGGAUCCCCAGUUUUUUUCUAUAGAAAAAAAUUCGCCGGACCCUUGGUUGCAAGUUUUUUUUUACGGAAAAAGAUUCGCCGGACCCUUGGCUCUAAGUUUUUCCUAUAGGAAAAAAAUUCGCCUGACCCUUGGGUCUAAGUUUUUGGGUCCCCUUGGGUCCCCAGUUUUUUCUAUAGAUAAAAUUCACCAGACCAUUGGGUCCCCAGUUUUUUCUAUAGAAAAAAAUUCACCAGACCCUUGGUUCCAAGUUUUUUCUAUAGAACAAAAUUCGCCGGACCCUUGGGUCCCCAGUUUUUUCUAUAGAAAAAAAUUCGGCGGACCCUUGGGUCCCCAGUUUUUUCUAUAGAAAAAAAUUCGCCGGACCCUUGGGUCCCCAGUUUUUUCUAUAGAAAAAAAUUCGCCGAACCCUUGGGUCCCCAGUUUUUCUAUAGAAAAAAAUUCGUCAGACCCUUGGGUCUAAGUUUUUUCUAUAGAAAAAAAUUCGUCAGACCCUUGGGUCUAAGUUUUUUCUAUAGAAAAAAAUUCGUCAGACCCUUGGGUCUAAGUUUUUUCUAUAGAAAAAAAUUCGUCAGACCCUUGGGUCUAAGUUUUUUUUCUAUGGAAAAAAAAUUCGCCAGACCUUUGGGUCUAAGUUUUUUUCUAUAGAAAAAAAAUUCGCCAGACCCUUGGGUCUAAGUUUUUUCUAUAGAAAAAAAAAUUCGCCAGACCCUUGGGUCUAAGUUUUUGGGUCCCCUUGGGUCCCCAGUUUUUUCUAUAGAUAAAAUUCACCAGACCAUUGGGUCCCCAGUUUUUUCUAUAGAAAAAAAUUCACCAGACCCUUGGUUCCAAGUUUUUUCUAUAGAAAAAAUUCCCCCGACCCUGGGUCCCCAGUUUUUUCUGUAGAAAAAAAUUUGUCGAGCCCUUGGUUGCAAGUCUAGCUACGGAUACAUAUUCUUAUAAAGAUCUUGAUUAACCAGAAUUCCAAAAGGUUAGCUAUACUGUCGUCGUUCUCCUUUCGUUUUUUAGGUGUACAUUUCCUUAGGUUAUUUCAUUUUCUCUCUCUCUCCCUCUCUUUAUGUCGUUGCAAUUCCACAUAAAUAAGGUAUAUACAUUGUACAAUAAAUAAAAGAUAUUAAAAAUAUUUAUAUUUAUGCAAUUGUUAUAUACUAUACUAUAAACAAUAAGAUAAUGAACUGCUGAUAAUUGAGAAAAAAACAACAGCAAAGUCAUUCCAAACUAAAAUUAAUUAAAUUAAUUAUUGUAUAAUCAAUCUUUUUUCGGCCGAAAAGGGGGGAAUAAAACCCCAAAUACUCCAUAUAACCCGCCCGAGAAAACUAAAUCCUCCUUCUUCUAAACAUUCUAGCCACAUAUUCAUGAUAAUAUUUGUUGUGAUGAUUAAAAAUUAAAAAAAAAAAAAACGGAAAAAUAUUGUAUUCAAAAAGAAAAAAAGAAUUAAGAAAAUUAUAUAAAUAUUGAAUUUGUUUAAAAUUAAAAUAAUUGAAAAGGAAAUCUAAAAUAAAAAAAUAUAAAUAUAUAUCAUAUUCUUUAGCUAAAACCAAAUUUAGGAAACCAAACAAAGAAAAAGUAUAAAUAAAGCCAUAUUUAAAAAAUAUAAAAACAAAACUUAAUUUAAAUAAACCAAAAAAAUAAUUAAAUAAAUAAAUUAUAUACAUCAUAUUAUAUAUAUACACACACAUACAUACUUAUAUAUACAAUACAUAAACUCCGUGGCAAAAUUAAUAAUGGAAGCGAUACAAGUUAUUAAAAAAAAGAAAAAGAAUAAAAAAGAGGGAAGUUAGUUGACAGCUGACAAUUGCUGACGUAGAUGAUGAGGAUAAUGUUGAAGACAAUGACGACGACGAUGUAUUAUUAGUAAGAAUCUGUUAAAUUAUACAUAUAAAUAAAUAUAUUAUAUUAUUCUGAAUUAAUUUAUUAAAAAUAAAAGAAAAAUAACCAAAAAAGGAAAAAAACAAACAAUAAUUGAAAAAUAAAAUUAAACAAACAA
Messenger RNA from Musca domestica (house fly), 8644 nucleotides. It is a transcript of the gene PIP5K59B, whose product is annotated as phosphatidylinositol 4-phosphate 5-kinase type-1 alpha. Gene Ontology annotation, molecular function: phosphatidylinositol kinase activity. The coding region runs from base 718 to 3354 and encodes 878 amino acids. Gene Ontology annotation, biological process: phosphatidylinositol metabolic process. The record is from RefSeq and is a predicted model, not a curated record. The transcript is spliced from 14 exons. Lineage: Eukaryota; Metazoa; Arthropoda; Insecta; Diptera; Muscidae.